AUGUCCGACUAUCAGAUCUCCGUGGAGGAGCUGAACGACCUGCUGGCUAACGGGAGCGGCUGCUACAGCCUCCCCAGCGCGCACAGCAACGAGGUGGCCCCCCGCAUCCACGUGGGGAACGCGCGAGGCCUUUGGAGGUGGAGGAACAAUUACCCAGAACAACCCCCUGAGUUUGUUCAGUCUGAGAGGAAGGACCUAAGCCAUUUCAAGGUGUUUUCAUUCACCCCUGCAUGUUCUUGGAGGUUCAUAGCCAAGAAUAUCAUGAGGUUGCAGCGCCUGGGCAUAACCCACAUCCUGAAUGCAGCAGAGGGAAAAUCCUUCAUGCAUGUGAACACUAAUGCAGAGUUCUACGAAGGCACAGGCAUCACCUACCAUGGCAUUAAAGCUAAUGACACCCAAGAAUUUAACCUCAGUCGCUAUUUUGAGGAGGCAGCUGACUUUAUUGACAGUGCGCUGUCCCAGAAGGAUGGCCGGGUGUUUGUGCACUGCCGUGAAGGCUACAGCCGCUCCCCGACACUGGUCAUUGCGUAUCUGAUGCUUCGCCAGAACAUGAAUGUCAAGUCCGCAGUGAGCGCUGUCCGGCAGAAGCGGGAGAUUGGGCCCAAUGAUGGCUUCCUGAAGCAGCUCUGCCAACUCAAUGAGAGAUUAGUGAAGGAGGGCAAACUGAAGCCCUAAACCGAGGAGCUGCAUUUUCUCAGAGGGGCUCUCCGGACUGUCAAAGGGUGCACGUUAGGUGCUUUAGAUACCCAAACUUAAACUGCUAGGCUAGGUCAUGCGGUGUGAUGGAGGCAGAGUCCCUUCUUGUCUAGUGAAAGUAUCUUCCCACAUGUCUGGGUCUGUCCUUUAAAACAGCACAAAGCUCCAUCACUCCUAGGAGUUGUUACACUAAAGGAAGCUCUUUAGAGGGAUAAUUCCAACACCGUAUCAGCUGUCAUCACAUAUGUUUGUUUCAGAGCCCACUGGAGGUCCCAUGACAUACGUGCUUCGCAUUGACUUUGGAUGUCAUUUAUUUAAGCUUCAUGUUCUUGAAUCCCAUCAGUGCAGCUCAGCCGCAUGGGUGCCCAAGAGCAGAAACGCACCUCCCUUCACUUGCUUUUAAUUGAAGUACUGUAUUUUUAAAAGUGUAUCUCACACACUCACAGGUGCCUAAAGUCUGAGUGUAGGAGCUUGCAAAGAUAGAGAAGUAUAUAUGCAAAUACACAGAUGCACUCACCCCUAUUAGUGUGUAUAGCUUUGUGUGUGGUAUGGAUAUAUACAAUACAAUGUACAUACAGAGCUUGAGUGUGGCAGUAAAGCCAUCCAGAAUCUGAUGUUAAUACAAGUACCCUUGUAAA
Messenger RNA from Terrapene triunguis (Three-toed box turtle), 1334 nucleotides. RefSeq names its product dual specificity phosphatase 3 (gene DUSP3). The transcript is spliced from 4 exons. Gene Ontology annotation, molecular function: MAP kinase phosphatase activity; protein tyrosine/serine/threonine phosphatase activity. NCBI's taxonomy places the organism in Eukaryota, Metazoa, Chordata, Testudines, Emydidae. Gene Ontology annotation, biological process: negative regulation of MAPK cascade; protein dephosphorylation. The record is from RefSeq and is a predicted model, not a curated record. Gene Ontology annotation, cellular component: cytoplasm. The coding region runs from base 1 to 675 and encodes 224 amino acids.